AACCACGUGAGGCAGUCGUAGCCAGCCGGGCGAGCAUGGCGGCUGUGUGUGCGUUGCUGCGUUCCACAGGUCUUCACCUAACGGGAGUGAGAAGUGUACACCUGUGCGCCUCCGUCAACAAGCUAGUGCAGUUCAACCUGUCCGACAUAGGGGAGGGUAUCCGCGAGGUGACCGUCAAGAGUUGGUUCGUCAAAGAGAACGAUGUGGUGGCUCAGUUCGACGAGAUCUGCGAGGUCGAGAGCGACAAAGCGACGGUGAGUAUAACCAGCCGGUACGACGGUAAGAUCACCAGACUGUACCACGGUGUGGGCGACAAGGCGUUGGUGGGCAAACCGCUCCUGGACAUCGACGUGGAGGACGAGGCGGGUGACGGUGAUGGUUCCGGUUCCAGUGAUAGUGACAAGCCCGCUGAACCCGCUCCCCUUGACAGUCCACCCCAGGAAACACGUGCACGAGAAGAUCCGGAUGAACAGUUCUCAGAAAAGAACUGGAACAAGUCCUUGGCGACCCCUGCGGUCAGACGGAUCGCGAUGGAGAACAAAAUUAAAAUCAGCGAUGUGAAAGGAACAGGUAAAAGUGGAAGGGUGAUGAAAGAGGACAUUUUAGCAUUCCUGGAGAGAUCAAAAGGUGGAGGUACAGGGCCACCGGUUACGACUAGGUCGCCGCUAACGACUGUGCAGAAAGUUAUGACCAGAACAAUGACUGAAUCGUUAAAAAUCCCUCAAUUUGUGUUUUCUGACCAAGUGGACGUGUCUAGACUAGUCAAACUGAGGUCGGAAGCAAAGGAAGCGGCUAGUAAAAGAGAUAUAAAACUCAGUUAUUUACCAUUUUUUCUAAAAGCGUUUUCUAAAGGUCUUUCAGAAUAUCCCAUUUUGAACUCGAGUUUUGAUUUAGAGCGGGAGGAAAUCGUCUACAAGAAAUCUCAUAACAUCGGCAUCGCCGUGGAUUCUCCCGCUGGACUGAUCGUCCCUAACAUCAAAGACGUCCAAAAAUUAUCUGUUAUCGAAAUUGCCAAAGAAUUAAAUCGUCUGCAGCUCCUCGCAGCCAAGAUGAAGCUCUCCCCCUCGGACAUGACUGGUGGCACCUUUUCCGUGUCCAACAUCGGCGCCAUCGCUAGCACUACUUCCGCCCCUCUGAUCCUGCCGCCCGAGGUCUGUAUCGUGGCCCUUGGUCGUAUCCAGACCCUCCCAAGGUUCGACUCGGCCGGGAACGUGUUCCCUGCACACAUCAUCUCCUUGAGCUGGUCAGCCGAUCAUCGCAUCAUAGAUGGGGCCUCGGUAGCUCGGUGCUUCCGAGUGUUCCAACACUACGUGGAGAAUCCUGCGGCUCUUCUUUUGGACCUCUAACUUAAAAAAGGACAGUGGAAAUUGCAUAAAUGUGAUAUCGGGUUUAUCAUGUGUUUUGUAAGUAGUUUACUAAAUUACGUUUAUUCUUAUCGCAACAUUGUUUAAAAUUUUUUAUAUUUUUAAAUAGAUAUAUAUAUAUA
Molecule: messenger RNA, 1486 nt
Organism: Homalodisca vitripennis (glassy-winged sharpshooter)
Lineage: Eukaryota; Metazoa; Arthropoda; Insecta; Hemiptera; Cicadellidae
Gene: Dbct
Product: lipoamide acyltransferase component of branched-chain alpha-keto acid dehydrogenase complex, mitochondrial
Exons: 1
Coding region: 36-1346 (436 amino acids)
Cellular component (GO): cytoplasm; mitochondrion
Molecular function (GO): lipoic acid binding; acetyltransferase activity
Source: RefSeq, a predicted model, not a curated record